AUGCAGACUUCAACGACGGCCUCGAGCGCCUCUUCCCAGCAUCACAGCUGCCCCUCCUUCCAACGGACAUGGACACCUGCCGAGCGAGACCUUACGCAGCAGUCUCUCCUGGACACGCACCCGCAGCUCCGGGCCUCGGCAAAGCUCAAGUCUCUCCGCAUCAACCUCGACAGCAAGCCGCGGGCAGCAUUCAAGCCCCCGUUUGCGCUCAAGGUGCCGUUUGCCGCGCUGGCGCUGCCAGACGACGAAGACGACGACGACGACGACGGCCCACGCUCACCGGCAGCAAACAGCCAGAAACGGAGACAAGCCCGCCACGACACAGCAGGCGACGUGGUGGUGGAAUGGGUCGCCCUGGUCCGCCGCAUGGACGACCGCGUGCGCCUCGCUGGACUAGCUGCACAAGUCAAUCUGCAGCUCCAGCGUUGCCUUCUUCUUCUCCCCGGCCGCCCUCGUGCCGGACAUCUCGAGCCCCUAUCUGACGGGGUUGACGGGGUUCGACGCCUCGCGGCCAGACAUGGACACGGCGCUGUCCGUGGUGGCCCGGAACCCGUCCAUCGAGGACCUCCACCGCCACCCGGCCUCGCUGCGCGGCAUGGGCUACUGCAAGGCCUUUGA
Messenger RNA from Metarhizium acridum CQMa 102, 618 nucleotides. RefSeq lists its product as uncharacterized. The record is from RefSeq and is a predicted model, not a curated record. Lineage: Eukaryota; Fungi; Ascomycota; Sordariomycetes; Hypocreales; Clavicipitaceae.